GUGUCGUAUGCGCGCUACUUAACGGCUGACAACUCUUUACACAUAGGCCGAGCAAACACCCGCAAAAAAGGAGAGCACAUCUACCUACAAGUUCUAUUCCAAUUUUUGUGGCGUGUGGGCGAUGUGUAGGAAACAACAACAACAGCACGGGCGUUAAAAGUCACUUACCUUAUCAGCGAGAGCACAUAGGAACAUACAAACAACUAUAACAACAACAAUCACUUUUUGGCUAGACAGAGUCGCGCGCGCAUAAUCAAGCGGUUUCUUAACUGUUUUCAGUUCUCUCCGAAGCGUCUUGCGCAGCAGCAAAGGCUAUUUUAACGAAGCGCAAACGCGGCCCGAGCUUAAAACCAAAGAAACAGACGCGACAGCAACAACACAUUUGCCGUGAAACAGAGACGUCGUCCUUGUCGCUGUGUUGUUUAAAGGAGCUGCGAUAUACUAAUUUUUUAAUCCGACGAUUGAAAGUCGCAUUGGCAAGCUAGGACGUGUAAAUUGUAUGGCGUGUAUUCGAAAUGAUUGUGCAUAUGGUGGAGUUAUUCAGGGUCUUGAAAUGUAAUGCGAUAGUAUACUUGUGUUCAUAUAUAACAAACAGUUGAGUAAAAGCCGUGUUUUUACAGCCGCGCUCACGUAAAUAAUAAACAAUUACAUACUCUUUGUAGAACAAAAGUAAUAUAUUUUCUAAAAUGAAAAUAUUUUAUUGUGAGCAGUGUACAAUUUUGUUAUUAGUGAUCUUAAUAUUUAUCAACAUACAAACGCUUGUGAACGCGGCAAAUGAAACCGUAGAUGGCGAAGAGUGCCCUCCAUUGUCCAAUGCUGGGACUUUACAACAAACCCAACUGAUUCAAAGGUUAACGCACGUUUGCCGGUAUGAUCGUUUGGAGCGUCCAAUAGAAUACAAUAAUGUGACCCUGAAGCGUAUGCCCAUUGUUGUCAAGACGAGGAUUUAUGUAUACUUUCUGCAAAAUCUAAACUCCGACUUGCUCCAAUUUAAGAUGCACGCGCUUUUACAAUUAAGUUUUCUGGAUAUGCGCUUAGCCUACAAAGAAUAUGCGCCGGAGCGAAGAGAUAACAUUUUGGGCCAAAAGCAUUUGAGCGAACGCCUAUGGUUGCCACACAUAUUUUUUGCAAAUGAACGUGAAUCGGGUAUUUUGGGAACCGACGAGAAGGAUGUGCUGACAUCAAUAUCUCCUGAUGGAAAUGUUAUUAUUUCUACUCGAAUGCAAGCCACUCUAUAUUGUUGGAUGAACUUCAAGAAGUUUCCUUUUGAUCAGCAAUUUUGCUCUACCCACUUAGAAAGUUGGAUGUACAAUACGUCGGACUUGGUGCUCGAAUGGGAGGACCAUUCGCCCAUAUCUUUUGAUCCCGAAAUGCGUUUGACGGAAUACAAUAUGGCCCGUUUUUGGCACAACACAACUAUUGUGCAUUCAGAUAAUGUCAAUUUGCGGCAUGGCGCAUUCAUGGGCGAUUAUAGUUCACUCAGUUUUACGGUCGACUUGAAGCGUGAAAUUGGGUUUUAUCUAUUGGACUAUUACUUGCCAUCGAUGAUGAUUGUCGCCAUCUCAUGGGUGUCCUUCUGGUUGCAGGCCGAUGCCUCCCCGCCACGCAUAAUGUUGGGCACAAGCACGAUGUUAUCGUUUAUUACACUGUCCUCGUCGCAAAGCAAGACUCUUCCAAAAGUUAGUUACAUAAAGGUAUCAGAAGUUUGGUUUUUGGGGUGCACUUUCUUUAUUUUUGGUAGCCUCGUGGAGUUCGCAUUUGUCAAUACAAUAUGGCGGCGCAAGGAGAAUAUUGAACUAAAGAAGGUGAACAGUAAAUAUAUUAUAAAAUCCACGUUGACGCCGAGGCCGGCGCGCCGUCAAAUGGGCGGUAAUUUAAGCAACGAGUCCCGGACCCGCUCUUGUUCCAGCUUGGAUAAUAUUGUAUCGAGCACGGUGAGCGUGAGCAAUGGAACUGUAAAUGCGGGCUUUAAUAAUUAUCUUACUGUUCAUACGCUGCCUAUCAUAACGACAGAAUGUGCUGACAGCGGAACUGUGACAAACAACGAAUCGGGCCAACAUAAUUCCAAUAACGAUCACGUUGUAGAUAUUGACAAGGACAAAAAAAACGAAAAGGAGCACACGUUUACGACCAUGACCCCACAGGAAAUUGCCAUGUGGAUAGAUAGACGCUCCCGCUGCGUUUUUCCAGUCAUGUUUUUAGCUUUUAAUGCGCUUUAUUGGACGUUUGUAUAUUGUUUUUAAUAUCAUUUAAAAAGGUUGAUUGUUGCCAUAUUUGUGAAUUCUUGUCGCCUAUUGUUGUACCAAUAUUAUAUUAGUAUGUAAAUAUGUAUAUAUAAGUUAUAAUAUCUCAUAGUUUACAACAGUCCUUUGCAAAUUAAAUUAAUGCACAUUCCA
Scaptodrosophila lebanonensis is the source of this 2396-nucleotide messenger RNA. It is a transcript of the gene SecCl, whose product is annotated as glycine receptor subunit alpha-4. The transcript is spliced from 9 exons. Gene Ontology annotation, molecular function: extracellular ligand-gated monoatomic ion channel activity; transmembrane signaling receptor activity; chloride channel activity. Bases 687 to 2243 code for a protein of 518 amino acids. The record is from RefSeq and is a predicted model, not a curated record. Gene Ontology annotation, cellular component: synapse; membrane; neuron projection. Lineage: Eukaryota; Metazoa; Arthropoda; Insecta; Diptera; Drosophilidae. Gene Ontology annotation, biological process: chemical synaptic transmission; nervous system process; signal transduction.